This is a messenger RNA of Glossina fuscipes, 1620 nucleotides long. RefSeq names its product ATP-dependent DNA helicase CHL1-like. Gene Ontology annotation, cellular component: ubiquitin ligase complex. Gene Ontology annotation, biological process: ubiquitin-dependent protein catabolic process; protein ubiquitination. The record is from RefSeq and is a predicted model, not a curated record. The transcript has 3 exons. Bases 878 to 1384 code for a protein of 168 amino acids. Gene Ontology annotation, molecular function: ubiquitin-ubiquitin ligase activity. Lineage: Eukaryota; Metazoa; Arthropoda; Insecta; Diptera; Glossinidae.
CGUGAUGGACUGUCGAACGGUUUUUACUCACUUUCAGAGACCUGUCGAGCUCAAUUUUUAUGUUACAGGUGUUCUUUCAUCGUGGGGUAUUUGAAUUUAUUGAAAACAACUCUGUGCAUAUGGCGGAGGGAAAAAUGAUAUAAUUUAAAUUCUUUUCUUCAAAUCAGUUGAUGCUAUACUUUCACAUCAUCAAGAAAUUUGAGCAGCACCACAACCUAAAAGAAAUCAAUUCCCUGAAAGCUCCACUGUAGAUAUCUUAAAACGAUUAGAAAAACAACAGCAACUUGAAGGAAAUAAGAAGACCUUAGAAUCACGCGCUCUCACUCAGGAAGAUGAAGUUCUUGAGGUCAAAGUAUCGCAAGAGCAAAAAAACCUUCUUACGUCUUACCCCACACGAUUUUUGAUCACCUUUCUAGAGGCGCUUAUUGAAAAAGCCGAAGAUGGCCCUAUUUUAAUUAAUAUUCAAGAUGAAUCGUAUGAGAAUUUUUGCCGUUAAUCUGGUUUUAAAUAUAUCCUUUUGAUCAAAGACAUUGGCUCGUGGCUUUUUCCGAAAUAAUGGCCUUGGUGCAGCGUGUGUAAAAGCUAACGGGACAUAAAUCCUUGAAAAAAAACAUUGUAUUUAUUAUUUCAAUCAAAGUCUUGAAGACGCUCUAAAGUUUUGCGAAAAUUUGUCAUAUCUUACAAUCUUACAACUCCGACAAAUCUUUUCAUUCUUAUUCUUAAAUCACUUAAAGUCAUAAAUUUCGUAGUGUUGAUGAGGAAAACAUUUUAUGUAAAUUAGAAACAAGGAAAGCCUUGGCUUUUUUUCGGUCUGAAAAAUUGAGUUCAGAAAGUUGUCCAAUUUUUGAUUGAAUAGGUGUUACGUACGACACCCGAAAUGCAAGAACGUCUUAGAUACCUGGAUAGUACUUUGGGCUCUGCUUCGGGUAACGAGUAUUACGAAAAUCUUUGCAUGAAAGCGCUUUAUCCAUUGUUGGGGAGGAUGCAAACAGAAAUAAGGCAAGCAAAUCUUGUAACUUUAAAGAAAAAAGUUUUUUUGCUUCUCAAUUUCUUUGUGAAGCAGAAACGUACCUCUCAGAUGGAUGAAACACUAAUUGACUUCACCACACCCAAUUCCAAUGCAAAUGGUGCUGUUUAUAUAGACAGCUUAACCGCGCAGUUAUUUUCCAUAUCGGUUUUACCGAAGAAUCAGAACGGUCCUUAUGAAUUCUCUGGCGAUUUUGCUUUAGAUUCGAGACAUACCGAUCCAUCUUUAUGGGAAUGCAUGGCUAAUCAUCAAAACUCUUUGUUUACGCUUAUCAAGCAGUUAUUAAUGCAAGAUGCCAACAACAAACAAAAAAUGUUGGAAUGGUUCGCGAAAUUUGCUAAAACAAAACGCAAGUGAUGCGUUUGUGAUCUGUCUUACGUCUAUGCUGUUGCGGUUGGGGACUCUUCUUUGUGAGUCCGUGCGUAAGGUCAAAUUGUUGUUUAUUGUAUUAAAUCGAAGAGUCAAAAAUUUAUAACAAAUAGAAAUGCAUACCGAAGGGAUUGCAAAGUUUAUAAAUUCUUGAUUAGCAUAUAUAUCAAAAUCUAUAUAGCAAUGGCCGUGGGUCUGUCUUUGGAAUCGUAAUUAAGAAAGUU